UAGAAUUGUUAACAAAAUUUCCAGCUAAUUCUUUUCAUGGUAUACUUAACACUUAGUUAAAUUAUUUUGGACACGUUUACUUAUAAGACCAGCACGAUGUCGACAGACAGUGGGACUGUCCACAAUUUACCUGACAGCAUACUCAAGAAGUUACCUAAACUUUCAUCUGUGACAGACAGGUUCGGCAACACCUUUCAUUUCGGCAAUGCUGGUGGCUUUUGGCACCCACCAUUCCCUCUCGGUGCCGACACUGACUACAGGACACACCUACGUAAUAUCACGGAUAUGGAGAUACGUCCUGAUGAUGUCAUGAUAUGUUCAUACCCCAAGACAGGUCUCCAUUGGCAAAUGGAAAUUAUGGCCAUGCUCAUGCAGAAAACAGGGACGAUGGAUACAGAGACGGAAGAGAAACUUUGUUUCUUAGACGCUAAACCUGUGCCUUCCUUCACCAGUAGGCCCUCCCCUAGGCUCAUUGUAACCCACGUGCCCUUUAGAUAUCUACCCAAGCAAGCCUUAGAAAAGAAAAUUAAAAUCAUCUACUUAGACAGAAACCCAAAGGAUGUCCUUGUGUCUUAUUACAACCAUAUGCACAAACAUGUAUCGCCGUUACAUUACCCUGGGACAUUUGAACACUUUGUUUACCAGAACCUGGAAGUUGGUUAUUUCUACGGAGACAUGUUUAGUUAUUUGCUAGAGUGGCAAGAAGGUAUUGACGCUCACCCCGAAGUUCCCAUCUACGUUUCGAUGUACGAGGAGUUGAAACUGGAUGAAAGAAAGGGCGUAAAAAAACUGAAUAAGUUUCUAGACACAGGCUGUAGCGAGGAGCUGUGUGAAGAGAUUGCCGAUACCUGCAGCUUUGGCAACAUGAAACAGUUCAAAGAAAUGACCUCAUCGGAGAUGCUUAAGUCUUUGUUUCGUAACAACAAAAACAACUUCUACAGAAAAGGUGACGUAGGUGACUGGAAAAACUGGUUCACUGUGGCUUUGAACGAAGAAUUCGAUAGAGAAUACAAGAAACACAUGUCGGGCUACAGAACUCUUUACAAAUAUACCCUACAGUGAAAUAGUCAAGUCUAUUACAACAUCAUUUGAGGCGUUACCAGAUUUUUCUUCCAGACUUCUCUUCAAUGGGUGGGGU
Molecule: messenger RNA, 1138 nt
Organism: Physella acuta
Lineage: Eukaryota; Metazoa; Mollusca; Gastropoda; Physidae
Product: sulfotransferase 1B1
Molecular function (GO): sulfotransferase activity
Source: RefSeq, a predicted model, not a curated record